This is a messenger RNA of Cyphellophora attinorum, 525 nucleotides long. RefSeq lists its product as uncharacterized. The transcript has 3 exons. The record is from RefSeq and is a predicted model, not a curated record. The coding region runs from base 1 to 525 and encodes 174 amino acids. Lineage: Eukaryota; Fungi; Ascomycota; Eurotiomycetes; Chaetothyriales; Cyphellophoraceae.
AUGGCGUCUUCACCUGAUGAUGCCACUACGGUGGAAGUCACGGUAGAGAUGGUAGCGCUCGAUCUGAGUCGCAACGACGACGUUCAUCUUGCAGGUGCAGAGUCAGGGAGGCCUCUGGAGACAACAAGCGAUUCUCCUCCACUUGCUCAUGACCAGAGCAACAAUCUUCGUCAGCUUUCCGAUGACCAGACAAGCUCUAUCCGUUCGCCUGCUGACGACCAGACGAACUCUCCUCCACCAACAAGUCGGCCACUUCCAAACCUACCCUCAAUGCCACCAGAAAUCCUCCAACAGAUUCUCGAAUCAGUCAUCCCCAUAGAACCGGCCAAGAUCCCACGCUACCCGCCGUACGACGCGCCGCGAUCCCGAGGGCUCAGGAAACGGAUCUGGGCAGGGUGGUCGGAUCCACAGAUCCACGACUUGUUGUUAGUGUCGAAGGCUUUUCACGGGAUGACGCUAGAUAUUGUGCGUACGCGACAGGUGGAAGAAGACUGGGCUGGCAAGUUUUGGCUGUGGGUUUCUUGA